Molecule: messenger RNA, 568 nt
Organism: Octopus bimaculoides (California two-spot octopus)
Lineage: Eukaryota; Metazoa; Mollusca; Cephalopoda; Octopoda; Octopodidae
Product: cytochrome c oxidase associated subunit FA4L3
Cellular component (GO): respiratory chain complex IV
Source: RefSeq, a predicted model, not a curated record
AACGGCAACAGCAGCAGUAGCAGGAACAAUUACAACAGCACCAGCAGCAGUUAUCAGCAGUAGCUGAGUUCAGUUUGUUCAAACUAAAUCAUUUAGCUUUCGUUAUUCGUUUGAAGAGCCUCCAGUCUCGUAUAGUUCCUACUGUAAAGCGAAGAACAAUGCCGUCAUUUGCAACAAUGAAAAGCUUUGGAUUCGGUCUACGCACCUUUAAACGCUUCCCUGAGCUUCUUCCAUUGGUGGGUUUCAUAACAUUUGCCGUAACAAUGGGAUCGUCUUUCGCUGUGUACAGCUUAUUAACGAAACCCGACGUCCGAUUAUUCGGUCGAGAUACUGAAAUGCCGUAUGAUCUUGUGAAACCAACAGAAAGCCGGAAGCUGGUGAACAUCAAUGAAAAAUAUGUACCAAUUCCAGAACUGGAGCAGCUCAAGAAAGAAAUUGGCAGCUUCAAGAAUUAACAUGUACCACCCUUCGUCAUAGGCAUUGAUAUAUAAUUAUACACAUACAUACAUAUAUAUAUAUAUAUAUAUAUAUAUAUAUAUAUAUAUAUAUUCCUGCUUAUGUACGUACA